GAGAGAGAGAGAGAGAUUUCUCUGUGAAUUAUUUCUCUCUUUACGUACGAUUUAGGCCCAACUGGCAGGGAAUAGAAGCUGAUUAGUGGUAUGUGCAGGCAGCAGCAGUGGUGACUCAAAAUCUUGAGAUUGUUUGCUUCGUGACUAUAACUCUUUGGUUGAUACACUCAGCAUCUAGUUCGAAGAAUGGCAUUUGCAACAUCAAGUUUUUGGGGCCCUGUUACUUCCACCACAGAGUGGUGUGAACAGAAUUAUGUGUACUCUUCUUAUAUUGCAGAGUUCUAUAACACAAUUUCAAAUAUCCCAAGCAUUCUUUUUGCGCUUAUUGGCCUCGUGAUUGCCUUGAGCCAGCGGUUUGAGAAAAGAUUUAGCAUACUCCACAUCUCAAAUAUGAUGCUUGCUAUUGGGAGCAUGCUGUUCCAUGCCACAUUGCAACGACUGCAACAGCAAGGUGACGAAACACCUAUGGUGUGGGAAAUGCUCUUGUACAUCUACAUCCUCUACUCACCAGAUUGGCAUUACAAAAGUACCAUGCCCAUCUUUUUAUUCCUCUACGGUGCACUUUUUGCCGUUUUCCAUUCACAGCUCCGUUUUGAUAUUGGUUUCAAAGUUCACUACGUUUUACUCUGUCUUCUAUGCAUCCCGAGGACGUACAAGUACUACAUUCACACACAAGAUAAACCCGCCAAGCGUGUAGCCAAACUAUACAUGAUCACAUUGUUGGUAGGGCUUUCGUGUUGGCUUUGUGACCGUCUCUUCUGUAACAACGUUUCCGUUUGGAACUUCAAUCCCCAGGGCCACGCUUUGUGGCAUGUAUUCAUGGGAUUCAACUCCUAUUUUGCAAAUGAAUUUUUGAUGUUUUGUCGGGCUCAGCAACGAGGAUGGAACCCUAGAAUUACGCAUUUCGUGGGGUUCUUGCCGUAUGUCAAAAUCGAAAAACCGAAGUCCCAGUGAAAGGAGAAGCAACAUCAUAUAUCCUUUUUUAUUUUGGUUUGUGUGGUCUGUUUUGUACCAUAUAUACACAUCUUUUCUGUUAUGUUAGGUUAGAUAUUGGCCUUUUUGAGAGGUUUGUUACUAAUGAUUGGUCAAAAUUUUGAUAUAGAUAUUUUAAGUUCAUAGCAGGUUGUGUGCCCAACUCAACUCUGGCAAAAAUUGCCAGGGAACAUGAUGGUUUCUGUACUUUGAAAUGGUUUAUUGCAAAAUUGUGGCUAAAAAGAUGCUCAUUCCUUUAUGGUA
Molecule: messenger RNA, 1236 nt
Organism: Cynara cardunculus var. scolymus (artichoke)
Lineage: Eukaryota; Viridiplantae; Streptophyta; Magnoliopsida; Asterales; Asteraceae
Product: alkaline ceramidase-like
Exons: 3
Coding region: 187-954 (255 amino acids)
Biological process (GO): response to salt stress; autophagy; ceramide metabolic process
Cellular component (GO): membrane
Molecular function (GO): hydrolase activity, acting on carbon-nitrogen (but not peptide) bonds, in linear amides
Source: RefSeq, a predicted model, not a curated record